Molecule: messenger RNA, 1161 nt
Organism: Medicago truncatula (barrel medic)
Lineage: Eukaryota; Viridiplantae; Streptophyta; Magnoliopsida; Fabales; Fabaceae
Product: embryonic abundant protein VF30.1
Exons: 3
Coding region: 64-873 (269 amino acids)
Source: RefSeq, a predicted model, not a curated record
UUUGUAACACUCUCAUACACACCUAACAAAGCUUCCAUAGUUAUCACUUCCUCAUAGCCAGCCAUGGAGUUUGCACAUCUCUCAGUUUUAGCUCUUUUCUGUUUGGCUUUUGUGGGAAUUAGUGCCACAACACUGUCUUCAGAAGAUUAUUGGCAAACUAUUUGGCCAAACACUCCUCUGCCUAAGGCUUUCUCUGACCUAUUGCUACCUUAUGGCAAAACAAAUAAUCUACCUAUCAAAACCGAAGAAUUGAACCAAUACUCGACACUUUUUUUCGAACAUGACCUCUACCCUGGAAAGAAAAUGAUCUUAGGUAACAAUAAUUCUCUUAGAAAUACAGUACGACCAUUCGGAAAACCAAGACAAGGUAUCACAGAUUCCAUAUGGCUGGCAAACAAAGAGAGACAAAGUCUUGACGACUUUUGUAACAGUCCAACUGCGACAGGAGAACGCAAACAUUGUGUAUCAUCCUUGGAAUCGAUGGUUGAACAUGUCAUUUCACAUUUUGGAACGUCAAAGAUUAAGGCGAUUUCAAGUACCUUUGGCGUAAACCAGGACCAAUAUGUGGUGGAGGAAGUGAAAAAAGUUGGAGACAAUGCAGUGAUGUGUCAUAGAUUGAAUUUCGAAAAAGUUGUAUUCAAUUGCCACCAAGUGCAAGCAACAACUGCUUAUGUGGUAUCAUUGGUAGCCCCCGAUGGAGGUAAAGCUAAGGCCUUAACUGUUUGCCACCAUGACACAAGAGGCAUGAAUGCUGAGUUGCUUUAUGAAGCUCUAAAAGUCGAACCUGGUACCAUCCCAAUUUGCCAUUUCAUUGGCAAUAAGGCUGCUGCAUGGGUUCCCAAUCAUUCUGAGGACCAUCCUUGUGUCAUCUAGAUGCUAACUGGUUAUGUACAUCAUUUCUCGUUCAAUAAUGUCACGCAAAAACCAUGCUUGAAAGUAGAGGAUUUUCACCUUCAUGGAAUCCUCCUGUUCAAGUUGAACUUGUUUUAAAAUUAUAAAUAUGUAUGUAUGGAGAAAUGUAAUGUGCAACUAUCUGAUUUCAUGUUUUUUAAAUAAAACUUGUUGGUGUACCUUUGUAUGUGUUGAUUUUAUGGUGUCCUGUGCUCAGUACACUUAUGUAUGUUUGAAAUUGAUAAUGACAAAAAAACAAAUGUUGAUUGA